This is a messenger RNA of Apiotrichum porosum, 1626 nucleotides long. RefSeq lists its product as uncharacterized. The record is from RefSeq and is a predicted model, not a curated record. The coding region runs from base 1 to 1626 and encodes 541 amino acids. Lineage: Eukaryota; Fungi; Basidiomycota; Tremellomycetes; Trichosporonales; Trichosporonaceae. The transcript has 2 exons.
AUGACAUACAGCGCAUUAGGGCAUGUCGGCCACACAUACGCCUUUGCGCUUCAAGGUUGGCAGGACCGCGACGAGUUCCCCAGAUGGUUCGACCUGCUCGGCGAGUAUCUUCCCCAUCGCUCACCAUCCAUGUCGCUGUCCGUCUCGUCCACCCGACCAAACAGUAUUCCCGUGCAGCGGGGCCCGCCAUUGUUCCCCCCGGAGCCGGUGACCACCCCACACUUUCUCCCACUGGCCCCGCACCCGGGCAACACGGCCCCGCCUCCUCCACGACGUCCGACACUCGCUCCCCUGCCUGCGGGGUGGACGCGAUCGUUCCACGCCGCGCCGGCGGCGUACCCGCACGACCUUCGAGAGUGCCACGGGACGCUGAGCCGUGACUCGCACCCAUUUGGCGAUCCUGCCCCGCGCGAGGGGGAAAGCAAAGCCGAGCGCCAUGCGCGUCUGGACCACUUGACACGGGCGGCCGUCCAGGCUCGUCUUGAAUCGCACGAGUGGACCCUUGAAGAAGGUCUAGCGGCCCAACCAAAGGGCAUGUUUGUCGCUCUCGAGCGGUGGAAGCGCGACGUGCCACUUGGUGGCCACACGAUCGUGUGCACGCACCCCAACGGGACGCAAAAGGAACACUGGCACCCGACACUGCGCCGACUGCUGGCGCGGACUCGGGACUCGAGCCCCGCCAUCGCGUUCGGUACCGGUGCCCCGCUCGACUACACCCCAGACGUGCUGAUAGACGAUAUCUGGCUUAUGGACCACCACAACCACGGCGCGUCGGUCGACCUGAAUGCCGGCGCCUAUGGCCCCGUGGAGAUCUGGGACGACGUCGGACGGGAUAUCCUCAACUUUGUUGUACACGUCCUGCCCGGCGCCAAAGCGCAGGACGCACCGCCAUGGCAGUUGUCCUGGCUGGCUGACGGCGCUGCCCCACCCGUGCGCAUCCUGGGCUUUGGCGGGUCCUACGGUGGAGUUGGCCACACAAUGGCUGCCCAUUCCCGUCCGGACCUGUACGCCGGCCUCUUCCUCGCCGACUCGCUUAUCGCCCCAAAACUGCAGUCGGCGGAAGAUUUCCAAGAGCCCGAUACUGCAGGGCACGUACGUGCCGCGCUCAAACGGCGCGAUGGGUGGCCCAGCCGCGCCGAGGCCGGGAGGACAUGGCAGCAGCUCGACUUUUACCGCGCGUGGCACCCCGAGGUGUUUGCGCUCACGCUCAGCCAUGGCCUCGUGCGCGUCGACGCCGAGGGCAAGACGGAUUCAGUGGGGGACCCGGACAUUGACGACGCGCCAGUCGUGCUCGCGACGCCGACAUGGGCCGAGGCUGCCGUCUUUAUGGAGCCCGUGUCGGGUGCGCGGUCGUGGGACAAGCUCCCGACAUUGCAUGUCCCUGUCGGGUUUGUGGUUGCCAAAAGCCUGUUCCCGCUGCGUCUCAACCAGGAGAUGGUGUGGCGCCCCCCACUGGCCCGUAAUGAGCACCUGCCCGACACCGACCACCUGUGUCUCCAGGCCGACCCGGCAGCGAUUGCCGACGCGGCUUGGCGCUUCCUUCAGACCAUCGCGGUUGGAUGGGGCUCGAAAGAGGAGAUCAGGGCCAGCUAUGACCGUAUCGUGGACGACAAGGCAAAGUUGUAG